Cyphellophora europaea CBS 101466 is the source of this 3639-nucleotide messenger RNA. Its product is annotated as pre-mRNA-splicing factor rse1. Gene Ontology annotation, biological process: mRNA splicing, via spliceosome. The transcript is spliced from 3 exons. NCBI's taxonomy places the organism in Eukaryota, Fungi, Ascomycota, Eurotiomycetes, Chaetothyriales, Cyphellophoraceae. Gene Ontology annotation, molecular function: U2 snRNA binding; protein binding. Gene Ontology annotation, cellular component: U2 snRNP; nucleus. The record is from RefSeq and is a predicted model, not a curated record. The coding region runs from base 1 to 3639 and encodes 1212 amino acids.
AUGGCGACGACUAGUUCGAUGUUCAUGUAUAGCUUGACAAUACAACCUCCGUCAUCUAUCACCUCCGCGGUCCUGGGACAAUUCUCCGGUACUAAAGAGCAGCAAAUUGUCACCGCUUCUGGGUCGAAGCUCACCAUCAACAGGCCCGAUGCCAAUCAAGGCAAAAUCGUGCCCCUCUUCACCCAGGAUUGCUUUGGCAUCAUUCGCGGUCUAGCAGCAUUCAGGCUAGCUGGCAGCAGUAAAGACUAUCUAAUCGUCACCUCCGACUCUGGGCGCAUAACGAUACUCGAGUACCUUCGCGAGCAAAACCGGUUCAAUCGUGUCCAUUUAGAGACCUACGGCAAAUCCGGUGUUCGCAGAGUCAUCCCUGGGCAGUACCUGGCUGCCGAUCCCAAGGGCAGGGCUUGCAUGAUUGCAUCGCUCGAGAAGAACAAGAUUGUAUACGUUCUCAACCGCAAUGCCCAGGCCGAGCUCACAAUUUCGUCGCCUCUAGAGGCCCAUAAGCCCCAGACACUUGUCUUUGACCUGAUCGCACAAGAUGUCGGAUAUGAGAACCCUAUCUUCGCAGCACUAGAGAUUGAUUACACCGAAUCUGACCAGGACUCGUCUGGUCAGGCAUACGAGGAUGUGGAGAAAAUGCUGGUUUUCUACGAGCUUGAUCUCGGUUUGAACCAUGUUGUGAGGAGGUGGUCUGAUCCGGUUGAUCGCAGCGCCACCAGGCUCUUUCAUGUGCCAGGAGGUGCCGACGGGCCAAGUGGUGUUCUCGUAUGCGGCGUCGACAAUAUCACCUACCGGAACUCUAACCAAGAUGCUUUUCGUGUACCGGUACCUCGAAGACGUGGCAUUCUGGAGAAUCCGGAUCGGAAGCGGCAGAUCACAGCUGGUGUCACGCACAAAAUGAAGGGAACUUUCUUUGUUCUGCUCCAGACUGAGGACGGUGAUCUUUUCAAGCUUACUCUUGACAUGGCCGAGGAUGAAAACGGCCAGCCGACAGGGGAAGUCAAGGCUUUGAAGAUCAAGUACUUUGACACGGUUCCUAUUGCCAACAGUCUACAUAUCUUGAAGAGUGGAUUUCUCUUUGUGGCCGCCGAAGGUGGCAACAACAUGUUCUACCAGUUCGAGAAACUCGGCGACGAUGAUGAAGAGACAGAAUUCUCCAGUGACGACUAUCCAUCAGAUCCACUGGAGACUUAUUCGCCCGCAUACUUCCAUCCUCGACCUCUCCUGAACUUGGCGCUGGUUCAGAGCAUUGAUGCAGCUAAUCCCCUAAUAGACGCCAAAGUUGCGAAUCUGCUGGAUGAAGAUGCUCCGCAGAUUUAUUCAGUAGGUGGCACUGGCGCAAGAAGCAGCUUCAAAACGCUCAAACAUGGUCUGUCAAUAUCGGAAAUCGUCGAAUCAGAACUGCCAGAUCGGCCAGAAGCAGUCUGGACAACAAAGGUGCGAAGAGACGACGAAUACGACGCAUACAUCGUGCUCUCGUUCAAGACUGGCACCCUUGUGCUCAGCAUUGGUGAGACUGUCGAGGAAGUCACCGACACCGGCUUUCUCUCGUCAGCCCCAACAUUAGCGGUGCAACAGCUGGGAGAAGACGCUUUGGUCCAAGUCCACCCCAAAGGUAUCCGGCAUAUCCGAGCAGACAAGCGCGUCAACGAGUGGCCCGCUCCGCAGCAUCGGUCAAUUGUCACUGCCAGCACAAAUGAACGGCAGGUUGUAGUCGCUCUGAGCUCCGGCGAGAUAGUGUACUUCGAACUGGACUCGGACGGCUCACUCGCGGAGUACGACGAACGCCGGGAAAUGACCGGAACCGUGACCUGUCUGAGUUUAGGAGAAGUGCCCGAAGGUAGGGUCAGGAGUUCCUUCUUGGCUGUUGGUUGUGAUGAUUCGACCGUGAGAAUCUUGAGCCUGGAUCCAGAUUCGACCCUCGAGAAUAAAUCGGUACAGGCUCUCACAUCAGCUCCAUCGGCCCUUUCAAUCAUGGCAAUGACAGAUUCUGUUUCUGGUGGCACGACGUUGUACCUCCACAUCGGUCUCUACUCUGGUGUCUACCUACGGACAGUACUCGAUGAAAUCACCGGCGAGCUAUCCGACACUCGAACUCGAUUCCUGGGAUUGAAGCCUGCCAAGCUGUUUCGCGUUACGGUUGCUGGUCAGGCUGCUGUUCUAGCAUUAAGCUCCCGACCAUGGCUGGGCUAUAGCGAUCCUCAGACCCUUGGUUUCAUGCUCACACCCCUCGACUAUGUUGGACUUCAAUAUGCUUGGACUUUUAGCAGCGAGCAAUGCAUUGAGGGCAUUGUGGGCAUUCAAGGUCAAAACCUAAGCAGGAUUUUCACCAUUGAAGAUCUGUCCAGAAACCUCUUGCAGGAGAAUAUUCCUCUUUCAUACACGCCUCGAAAGUUCGUCCGCCAUCCUGACCAUCCACUGUUCUACGUCAUUGAGGCCGACAAUAAUGUUCUGGCAUCAUCAACUCGAGCGAAGCUUAUUGCAGAUUCAAACGCUGUCAAUGGGGAAGCAACCCCACUUCCAGCAGAAGAUUUUGGCUAUCCUCGUGGGACGAACCACUGGGCAUCAUGCAUACAAAUCAUCGACCCCGUCACCACAAAAUCAGUUGUCUCCACCCUCGAGUUAGAGGACAAUGAAUGCGCUACCAGUCUUGCGGUCGCACCUUUUGCAGGUCAAGAUGAUGAAGCAUUCCUAGUCAUUGGCACAGCAAAAGACCUCGUUGCGAAUCCAAGAUCACACAACGGUGGCUUCUUACAUGUCUACCGUUUUCAUGAAGACGGAAAGGAGCUCGAGUUCAUCCAUAAGACCAAAGUCGAGCAGCCUCCAACAGCUCUACUCGCGUUUCAGGGUAGAUUAUUGGCAGGAGUCGGCGCGGAUCUGAGGAUUUACGACCUCGGAAUGAAGCAGAUGCUACGGAAGUGCCAGGUACAAGCCGGCACCAACAUCAUCGUAGGCCUGCAAACACAAGGCAGUCGCAUCAUCGUCAGCGACAUCCAAGAGAGCGUGACGUACUGCGUCUACAAAUAUCAGGAGAACAAGCUCAUACCGUUCGCAGACGACAUUAUUGCGCGGUGGACGACCUGUGCCACUAUGGUUGACUACGAAACCGUUGCAGGAGGUGACAAGUUCGGCAACCUGUGGCUUCUCAGGUGCCCCCCCAAAGCUUCAGAAGAGGCAGAUGAGGAAGGCUCUGGUGCUCAUCUACUUCACGAGCGACAGUAUCUGUCAGGAGCACCCAACAGACUAAACCUAGUAACGCACUUCUUCCCCGGCGAUAUUCCAACAAGCAUUCAUAAAACGAAUCUUGUGGCCGGCGGUCGGGAUGUCGUGUUCUGGACUGGUCUUCAAGGCACGCUCGGCAUGCUUGUGCCCUUUGUCGGUCGUGAGGACGUUGAUUUCUUCCAAAGCUUGGAGAUGCAACUGGCGUCCAACAACGGCAAUCCACCGCUACUUGGGAGAGACCAUCUGAUGUAUCGAUCCUAUUACGCACCAAGUAAAGGUACCAUUGACGGUGACCUGUGCGAGACAUUCUUCCUUCUGCCAAACGACAAGAAGCAGAUGAUUGCGGGAGAGCUCGACCGGACGAUUCGAGAAAUCGAACGGAAAAUUUCGGAUAUGAGAACACGUGUGGCAUACUGA